AUGACGCAUAACAUUUCUAGUGAUUUACAUGAUAAACAAAUGAAUAACUUGACAAAUGUUGCUUUGAUUGAAAAGGAGAAGAAAUUCUUAAGUAACGAGCAACAAGUGGGAAACCCUGUUCAGCAAUUGCAAACGAAACAAUUAGAAAAAGAAAAAUCAGAAGGUGUCCAAAUAGAGGACAUGAUUUUAUCAUUAUGCGAACAAUAUGAUAAGAGACAUAUUUUAACGCAAACUGUCGAAGAUAAUUCAAUAUUGCUGGUAAAUGAACUGGUGUCAUCAUCAAGCGAAUCUUGCAAAAAUCAAACUACGAUAAUUUCUCCAUUCGAUAUGCCUUCUCGGUUGACUUCAAAUAAAAAUAUGAAAAAUGAUUCACAAACGAAUUUAUCAACAUUAAAAAAUUGUAACAAACCUUCAACUAGUAAGUCAUCUUCUAGUAAAAGUUCCAAUUCUCAAUUUACAAUUCAUAGUCAAUCGAAUGGAAAGAACAAGUAUAAAGUAUACAACGAGGAUUCAUUGAAUAAUAAAACAAUAGUAAAAUGUUCGAAUAACUUCACUAGCAAUUUAAAUAAUAUCUCUAACAGUACCAAUAUUCUAGGGGAUACACCAAAAGAAAAUGUAUUUAAAGAAGCCACAGCAACCAAUCCAUUAAAUGCUAAAGUUUCAGUGAUAUAUCCAAAUACUAAUUUACAAGCUACGUCAAAUAAAUCUUUAAAUUCAGAUAGCAAUGAAAAUUCGGAAAUUGAGAAUUGUAUUCCAAGCAAAGACAGUUCUAUAAAAGAAUUGGAAAAUCAAGUUUCUGUAAUUAAAAAUACCCAACCAAUAGACAAUAUAUCGUGUCCAAUUAUAUUUGAGGUAUCAAUACCAAGUGCUCAAGAACAAUCAGAGAAUGAUUACGAUUUACUAAAAAAUAUAAAUAUAAAUUUAGUAGAUGAAAUAGAUGUAAUAAGGGAUACUAGUAUGACUAAUUCAUCGAAUUUUAAUUCGCCAGAAAAAACCUUUAAAUUACGCGAUAUAAACGAAUUAUUAGAAAAGCCAGAAAAAUUAUCAGGUCCAAAAAAAGUGACUUUAAAAAAUAAAAAUUCAACAGAUAAACGUAUUCCACCGCCGAUAUUAUUAUUAUCUGAUGCAGCUUCAUCAAAUACUCCAUUUCUUCCAGAAAUGAUUGCUGAUGUAGACGAGAACAAUUUAUCCACAACAAAUUCUAGUGAUAAGUUCAAAGCUUUAGCAAAUUUAAUCAAUAAUAUUAGCCCAAUGCCACAUUAUUCUCAACUACAAACAAUUUGUUGCAAUAUAGAACAGCCGACUCUUCAAAAUUCAAAAUUUAACAACCUGUCGUCUAGUUCAGCGCCUGUUACAAAAAACAAUUCGAAUUCUAAUAUGCAAUUAUCUUAUCAACAAGUAGUAUAUAAUGCUCUUCCUGGUUGUUCGUAUUCAGCAUCGAAGCCCGGUAUGUCUCAGGCACUUGAAAAUCUUUCACAAAACAAUUGCACUCUAUUCAAUAACAAUUCACAAUCGACGACUCCAGUACAUCCGUCCGCUAAUAUGAAUGGAAAUAAUCGUAAAGUUGUAUUAGCUUCUUCAAUAUAUUCUAAUUUUUAUGCACAAGAUACUGUUUUUACUCUUGACUUGCCACCACUUCAAACAUUGGCAAUAUUGAUACCUUAUAUUGUAAAUAUGCAAGAAUCUUCCGAUAGUAUUAAUAAAAAAAUAAUCGAAUAUAAAAAAAUGUUAUUAAAUAAGCUUGUCUACGAAUUGAAGGCAUUAGAUAAAAUAGUAUUGCAUAAGCGCAAGCAAUAUAUAAAUGCACUAUUAAAUUUUAAUACAUUAACAGAAAAUACAUGGAAAUUUCAAUUAAUAAUUAUAACAAUAAUACAAUGUGUUUUCUCCUUAACUAAUCUUACGACAAAAGUAAAUUAUCAUAAAGUAAUACAAGCUAUAGUUAAUUCGAUCAAUCCAAAACCAUCGAAUCAACUUUUGUCAACAUUAAAUAGCAUCCUAAAGCUUUAUUAUUAUUUCAAGCAAAAAGGAAUUAAUUGUGGAUAUAGUGACAGAAGGCAACCCUUACUUUUGGAACUCGAAGAAAUGAACAAUAAAUAUCAACCAAAUACCAUUAAUACAAUGACCGAUCAUCAAAAAAGAGAAUUUAUAACACAAACAAAAAUUUAUCGUAAAAUAAGCCAAAUACAUGCCCUUCAAUUACAAGUACCAGCAGGUGAUCACAAUCUCCGUGACGAUUAUCAAAAAAUCGACGAAAUUGAUUCUUCGUUGAUAAUACCUUUACAACAAAAUAUUACCAAUAAUUCAAUCGAAAUAAUUAAUAGUUUACAGAAUUCAUCUCUAAAGAAUAAAACACAAGUAUCGUCAAUAUCAAAUAAGAUGAUCGAAGGACAUCAAGAUAAAUCUAAUAAUUUCUUAAUAAGCUCAAAUCCCAUAUCAUCGUUAUCAAAUGAUGCAGCAAAUACUUCAAAUAAGAAAAGCAAAAACGAAGCCAUUAAUGAAACAUUUCCAGGAGAAAAAGAGUACAAUAUUAAUCAUUUAUGCUUAAAAUGUAGAAAACUCAGUCAAAUAGUAUGUUCCAACUGUAAAAUCGCUACAUAUUGUUCACGUGAUUGUCAACAAAACCACUGGAAAGAAAAACAUUAUAAAAUAUGUAAAAAAAUUUAAAUCUUAUUUAAA
Ceratosolen solmsi marchali is the source of this 2676-nucleotide messenger RNA. Its product is annotated as probable serine/threonine-protein kinase nek3. The transcript has 2 exons. NCBI's taxonomy places the organism in Eukaryota, Metazoa, Arthropoda, Insecta, Hymenoptera, Agaonidae. Bases 1 to 2664 code for a protein of 887 amino acids. The record is from RefSeq and is a predicted model, not a curated record.